This is a messenger RNA of Dothidotthia symphoricarpi CBS 119687, 396 nucleotides long. RefSeq lists its product as uncharacterized. Gene Ontology annotation, molecular function: carbon-sulfur lyase activity. The transcript has 3 exons. Lineage: Eukaryota; Fungi; Ascomycota; Dothideomycetes; Pleosporales; Dothidotthiaceae. Bases 1 to 396 code for a protein of 131 amino acids. The record is from RefSeq and is a predicted model, not a curated record.
AUGGUCGAUGGACGUUGCAACUGCGGAGGCAUCAAGGUCUCCAUCGCCCAAUUGCCUGAACAAUCAGCAAUCUGCUACUGCUUCAACUGCCGCCGCACAGGGUCUGGUGUAGGCUCCAUCGUCUACAUUCUUGACAAGAAAGACAUUACUGUCAACGACCCAAACAACCUCAUCAAGAAUUACAAGGACAGCGAUACAAAGAGCGGGAGCACGAUUACGCGUCAAUUCUGCGGCGACUGUGGAUGUGCGAUAAUGUCAGUUCUUGCGGGCGAUUCAGGAAAAGUCGCUCUCAAGGGUGGGCUUUUUGAGAAGAUCCCCAUGCCAGGAUUCAAGUCUUUUGAAGAAGAGGAACCGGCAUGGUUGAAGUAUGUCAAGGUCGACGAAGGAAAUCUAUAA